GACUUUAAUUUUUCAAUUAGCCAUUUUAAUUUUGUAUAUUUGAGGUUGCCAUGAACAAUCCCACGUCAAAAAGCAUCUCAAAUUUCUUCUCUCUCUCUCUAACAAAAGGAAAAUUUGAGAGAUGAGAUUCUUGAAUAAUUCUUGAUUCCAUCAAAUCUACCUUUCCGUUCAAAUCUCAAACUUCUGAUUAACCCAAAACAACAACGACAAGGUUUUUAAAUCAAACCUCGAAAACAACAAUGGACGACAACAGCAGCAGCAACACAAAAUUAGGUUCAGGAGAAUCAAAAAACAACAACAGUGAACAACAAGAAGAGAACCCAAAUUUGAGCUCUAAUGGAGAACAACAAGAAGGAGAUGGAGAGAGAGAGGGUGGUGGUGGUGGUGGUGGUCCUCAACGUCAGACUUCAAGAAGAACUCCAUUCACUAAUCUCAGUCAAGUUGAUGCUGACCUUGCUCUUGCCAGGACCCUUCAAGAACAGGAAAGGGCAUACAUGAUGCUAAGAAUGAAUAAUGAUGGGAGUGAUUAUGGAAGUUGGGAAGCUGGAAGUUAUUUGCACGAUGAUGAGGAUGAUUUUGGUGAUCCCGAUGAUGAGACUGAUGGAGAUGAUGACACAGAUGUGGAUGACGCGGAUGCAUUUGAUGUUCAUGCUCAUGCUGAUGCUGGAGAUCAUGAUAGUACCGAAGGUGAAAUUGACCCUUCUGUGUAUUCCAGUGAUGAGGCUUAUGCCCGAGCCUUGCAGGAAGCUGAAGAAAGGGAGGUAGCUGCUAGACUGCUGGCCCUUGCUGGCUUAAAUGAUAUUACAGGAGAAACUGAGGAGGAUACUGAAGAAGAUCGCGAGGAUAAUUCUCAGGAUACAUGGGAGGAGGUUGAUCCUGAUGAACUCUCAUAUGAGGAGUUGCUUGCAUUGGGUGAAGUUGUUGGAACUGAAAGCAGAGGCCUGUCAGCUGAUACAAUUGCUUCUUUGCCUUCAAUAAACUACAAGACAGGAAGCAAUCAGAAUGGGAGCAAUGAUUCCUGUGUCAUAUGUCGCUUGGAUUAUGAGGAUGGUGAAACUCUGACUCUGCUUUCCUGCAAGCAUUCUUACCAUUCAGACUGCAUAAACAAUUGGUUGAAAAUAAACAAGGCCUGUCCUCUUUGCAGCACCGAGGUCUCCACUUCUGCACACAGCUAGCAUUUGUCGGAUCUUCCUCUUCUACUUGUCAAAACCACCUGGAUUUAAAAAGAAAAAAAGACCGAUGCAUGCACUGCUUGCAUGAGUUGGCUGAACAAGUGUAGCUCUUGUAUUGAAUGCUUUUCCCAAUAGGGGAAACGCCCCGAAUGUGCAUCUUGUAUUAAUUCUUCCUUAGCAUUCCAUAUAUAAGAAACCAGCACUACAAAUUGGUUUCUGGUAACUUUACUAUAUGUGGCCAUUAUAGCGAAACUUCUCCGGGAUGGUGCCCGCUUUCUGUUAUUUUUCUCAGAAUCUUCCUUUCAAAUGAAUAUGGUCUCACCCUACCAAAUUAAAUAACAGCAUGUAUAUAUAGAUGCUGUU
Molecule: messenger RNA, 1535 nt
Organism: Populus euphratica (Euphrates poplar)
Lineage: Eukaryota; Viridiplantae; Streptophyta; Magnoliopsida; Malpighiales; Salicaceae
Product: E3 ubiquitin ligase BIG BROTHER-related-like
Exons: 7
Coding region: 240-1175 (311 amino acids)
Source: RefSeq, a predicted model, not a curated record